AUGGGCUGUAAUAGAGUUAGGGAAAAUCAAAAUAAGGAAAAUGAACGAUUAUUCUGGACGGGCGAACAUCCCAUCAACGAAGUGUCGAUGGAUAAAAAGCGUCUUUGCAGUAAGGGGUUUCUGAAGGUAUUCGAAGAUUCUUCGUCUCGGGAAGUUACUCCUGAUCCUUUCAGUGAUGACGGAGAGUACGGUUCUGACAAGGAUUAUGAUCCAGAACCCAUAAAUACCGACAGCGACAGCGACAGCUCAGUAAGUUGCCAACGUCCUUCCAGUUCUGAGAAUUCUCUAUGCUCAAGUAGUUCCGAAAGUAUUUUCGAUACCAGUGCUCGCAUUAGUCAAAGAAAAACUGCUUCAUGUAAUCAUAGUACACAUACGAACGAUGCAGACACUGUUUCCAUGGAAUCUCUUCCUGGGUUGCUGAUGCCAGUUGAGUUGGAAAAUAGCCUACCUCCUGCCUCACUACCUCUAGAAAUGCAUGAUAUUGUAACACCUUCACUUUCGCCACAAGCCACAGAGCAGUUUAAUUACGUGGCUCCGCUUCCGCCCCCGCCAGUUGCUGAAACAGAAGAGAACCACGGAUCUUCAACACCGCAGCUGCUUAAAGAUAUACAAAUAAAUGAUUCAAUAUCUGCUACAAUUCCCUCGUUUUCUGAUGUCAAUACGUAUCUAACAUUGCCCGCUUUGUCCCCACCGCCUCUCUGUACGUCCGUAUGUCAAGAAGUUCAAUCAGAGACUGGUUUACCGUUGCUUGUAGCUGAAGAUGUUUACCCAACAACACGCAUCUUUUCACCGGCGCCACUGACUGCAGAAAGGUACGAUCAGCCGCACUCUCCCACUCAUUUGCCAUCACAUGAAGAGACAGAAAUGGAGAAGCACACAUCACCACCACCCUCAUCAAGCCCACUAAGGGUGGAAAUCAACCCGACGCCCGGAGCUUCUCACGAUCACAGUCGUAAUCGAGAAGCACUGACAGAUAAGCUACGAGGACCAAAGCAACGGACAACUUCUCCAAUUGAAAAUUGGGAAGACACUAUAGCAGAUAUACCAAUGUUUAACUUUGAAAGUACUUUUACAGGUUACCAAUUUGAACUUGACCCAAAUGCUUCAGUCGUAGACGUUUUCGAUAAAAUCUUUCCACCAUAUAUUAUAGAGCACAUAGUUACCUCUACCAAUGAGUAUGGAAGGGCACUUUGCUCCACAAACAGACCGACAACUAGAAACUCACGCAAUUACCGUUACAAAGAUACAGAUUCCGAAGAAAUCAAAAAGUUUUUGGGCCUAUGUUUACUAAUGGGGCAAGUAAAUAUCCCAAAAAGGAAAAAACUCUUUACAUAUACUGAUCCCUUAUAUUAUCAUCCGAUUUUUCAUUACAUUAUGUCCGCACGAAGAAGACUUGAUCAAAAUACUCAUAAAAUUGCCUCCAAACUAAAACCUGAAAUGAUGAUAAAUAGACACAGAUUUGACAAUCGUCUCAAAGAAAGAGCGAACUUUUCACAACUACCCGCUAAAGAAAAUAUUGAAAAUAAUGGUCACUGGCCUGAAAAGAUUCCCGUAAGGGAAACCUCUAAAAAAAGUAGCUGUUAUAUGAAAUGCAAGAUGUGUUCCAAGAAGAAGAUAAGGAGAGAAACUAGCCUCAGAUGCAAAGGCUGUAGGGAGAAGCCAGCACUAUGUGCCGUUUGUUUUGAAGAGUGGCACAGGCAACCUUCAAAUGAA
This is a messenger RNA of Brenthis ino (lesser marbled fritillary), 1713 nucleotides long. NCBI's taxonomy places the organism in Eukaryota, Metazoa, Arthropoda, Insecta, Lepidoptera, Nymphalidae. The record is from the annotation of a GenBank genome assembly.